AUGACGUCACUGCGCCCCAUUCAGGCGCUCGCGGAGCCGCCGCGGAAUUGGCUGCCGGCAGGUGCGGUGGGCGCUAGAGGCCGACCUCAUUGCCGGCAGGCGUCCUCUUUGCGGUCCGGGGUCUUGCGCCUGGGGGCUGAGGCCCGGCCUCGCCCACCUCCCACAGCCAGCCAGGCUUGGGCGUGGCACGCGAGUUCUGCGGGGCCCACCUGCGCCUCCGCACCUUCUGCUGCCGCCUUCCCGGGGAGCGGGACGGGGGCGCGGUUGGGAGGAGAGUUGUCCUCGGCUCGGGUGGGCCGGGCGGCGUAG
Messenger RNA from Rangifer tarandus platyrhynchus (Svalbard reindeer), 309 nucleotides. Lineage: Eukaryota; Metazoa; Chordata; Mammalia; Artiodactyla; Cervidae. The record is from the annotation of a GenBank genome assembly.